Zygotorulaspora mrakii is the source of this 798-nucleotide messenger RNA. RefSeq names its product proteasome core particle subunit beta 7 (gene PRE4). Gene Ontology annotation, cellular component: proteasome core complex. Bases 1 to 798 code for a protein of 265 amino acids. The transcript has a single exon. NCBI's taxonomy places the organism in Eukaryota, Fungi, Ascomycota, Saccharomycetes, Saccharomycetales, Saccharomycetaceae. The record is from RefSeq and is a predicted model, not a curated record.
AUGAAUCACGAUCCUUUCCAUUGGGGUAGACCUUCCGAUGAGCAGUAUGGAGCUUACAAUAAUACAAUUGCCAACGCCUCCCCAUAUCCAAAAAUGAAUACUCAACAACCAAUUGUAACUGGUACUUCUGUAAUUUCAAUGCAGUAUGACAACGGUGUCAUAAUUGCGGCAGAUAACCUUGGAUCAUACGGCUCUCUGCUACGUUUUAAUGAUAUAGAAAGGUUGAUUUGCGUGGGCAAGAAUACUGUUGUUGGUAUUUCUGGAGAUAUUUCCGAUAUGCAGCAUAUUGAACGUCUCCUUGAUGAGAUGGAAAUGGAGAACAACUACGAUAAUUCAUGCGCUGACGACGAAGAGUCUCUGAGACCCAGUUACGUGUUCGAGUACUUGGCAGCAGUAAUGUAUCAGCGCAGGUCUAAAAUGAAUCCGCUGUGGAAUGCGCUGAUCGUUGCCGGUGUAGAAGAGGGCAAACAGUUUUUGAGAUACGUUAAUCUACUCGGUGUUACAUAUUCUUCUCCUACUCUAGCGACUGGAUUCGGUGCACAUUUAGCCGUGCCACUGUUGAGAAGGGUUGUUGAUCAUGAAUCCGACAUUGAAAAGACAAACUUAGAGACUGCUGAAAAGACUAUAGUCGAGUGUAUGAAAGUGCUGUACUACAGAGAUGCACGCUCCUCCAGAAAAUACUCGCUGGCAAUUAUCGACAACGAUAAAGGUCUAAUUUUCAAGAAGAACCAGGAAGUGAGUGAGAUGGUGUGGGGUUUUGCAAAAGAUAUACGCGGUUACGGAACACAGACUGUAUAG